Molecule: messenger RNA, 2373 nt
Organism: Armigeres subalbatus
Lineage: Eukaryota; Metazoa; Arthropoda; Insecta; Diptera; Culicidae
Exons: 3
Coding region: 144-1118 (324 amino acids)
Biological process (GO): regulation of DNA-templated transcription
Molecular function (GO): DNA-binding transcription factor activity
Source: RefSeq, a predicted model, not a curated record
CGAGCACAAGGAAAAAAAUCAAACGAUCUGAAACUUUCUCUGCGUUGCGUUGAGUCAUCCUUUUUUUCUGCUAGUGUAAAAUACAAUUUUUACGAAAAGAAACGCAUUUUCCUCGCAAAAUUAAGUGUUUUUAGUUUCCCGAAAUGAAAACGUUUAGCAAACGUCGACAGAAAAUGGCUUCAUCGCUGAAUAGAAUUUUCUCCAAAAAACUGCGUAAUUCCACCGAGUACGAGUGUGAUGCCGAGUGCGAGGAAGAAUUUGUGGGCUUCAGCAGCGGAAGCGAAACGGAAUCGAUUUCGGAACGAGAAAGUGGUGAGGAUGAUGAGAUUUCUGUGGUCGGAAGGCGGCGACGUGGUGGCGUAGCGCCACCUGCAAAAGACGGUGAAAAAAUGCAGCGAAAUCCGACCAGGCGGCCGAACCCCAAGAUAUCGAAUCGGAAUGCAUUGUUGGCACGGGAGAACCGCCGCAGGAAGAAGGAGCAUGUCGAAAGUUUGGAAAAGGAAGUUGAUGAACUGAAGGAAUCAAAUGCAAAGAUUCGGAAGGCUUUAAAAAAGAAAUCCAAGUUGGUGGAUCAGUUGACCAGGGAAAGGAACUAUUUGAAGAGUGUGAUUGCCAACAAAACUGGAAUAAUGGCUGUUCUAAAAUCAGUGCAGAGGACGGGAUUGUCGAUGACCUCUUCCGGAUUGAGUUAUGUGACGCAGCACAACGACGUAAAACCACAGAGGAUGCGAGGUAGCAGUGACGAAGGAAUAGGAUCGUCGCCCCACUCGAUGAUGACAGACGAAGAGGACAAGUUCAACCCACACGAUCUAGGUAUGGCAAUGUCGUCGGACCAAGAAGUGUUACCGUUCGAGGAUGAGUUCAGUCGAUUGCCCGACGUGGAAGAGUUGCUGUCGACGAUGGCCAGUGGGGAGCAAACCAGUUGUAGCAGCAGAGAACAAGUAAUUACCACAGAGCAUAACUAUUUCGAACCCAGUAAUCACAGCUCGUUGGAAUCAGGUCCCGCAGCGGGAGUUUGCGUUCACAUCGUUCCGGGCGGACGCGUCUCAGUGGAGUUUUGCGCUUCCUGUGCGCUAAGCUCCCAGCGGGCGUGGCUCGAGGAAGCAGAGGAACGAUGAACAGCAGGUUAAAGUAGAAUGUCGGUAUCAUUUAAUAUUUCUAUGCAUUAGUAUUAUAAGACACAAUCUCGUACACGUUGUUAUAAGAAUGUGCUAUCUAGGGUCCAGGACAGGUCUGACUAGUUUACGUUCAUGUUUCCUACAGAUCCGUUAGAACCUUCAAUUGAAUUACUUACCCUCCUGUAGAUAACACAUUUGCAUCUCAAUAGAUUUGCCCAAUAAGAGAAUACCCACACAAAAGAGAUCAAACAAGUUGGAGUAAUGACGAAUAGAAUAAAAGCAUAAGACCACCCCUAUUUGAGACAUGAAAAAUCACGUUAUUAGUUAAUGUGUGUGUUGCAAUUUCAGCUGGCGAGCACAGAGAGCAGUGAGAGGAGAUUUACGACGUCAGCGUAACAACUGCAUUUUGGCGCGCUUCAAACAAAAGGUGGGAGAUGAUCGCAACCCAAAGAAGAAGGCCAUCGUAUUUAAUCAUUUCUUAAUCACACUUACAGCAGCCAAAUCAUCAGAGGAUCUUCCAUAUUUCGGAGCCCCACAGUUCAGGCAGCUUGUCUCUUGCCCUUUCUUGUUAUGGUCCCCUCUUAAAGAAUGUAUCGAACCAAUUUUUUCGUGGUCGCCGUUGUCCGACAACGAAGAGGUCGAGCCUAAACACGACGGAGUGGUGGAAUGAGAACGUCCUAACUUGAAAACUCGAAACAAAAAAAGACACUCAUUCCAUCCGGGGAUCGUCGGGUUUGGUUCGUCCUCCGAUUUGCUUCCUCAUUUGAAACACGUUGCUCUCAUGCCGCUUUCUCUGUGAUUUGAAACCUGUUCUUUCAGACUAGUGGAGCGAGCGCUUUUUUUCGGUGGACGAUGGUGGUGAAAAGGGCCCAAGACGGGGACCCGGAAGUAAUUUGGCUCUCGUCGCUAAGCUCCCUUCGCAUUAACCGGUAGGUAUUCUAUUGCCAUUGACUCCAACUUGUUCCAAAUUGUAUUUGUUGAAUAAUUUGUUUCGUACCGUUUAUGUUAAACAAUCACCAAACACAACCGAUUGAAUGAAAAUGUACCUAAAUCUCAUCAUCAAUAGGACGAGAGAUAAAACGCAAAGUCAUAAUGUUAUGUUUCCUUAUUGUAAGAGUAAGAAGUCGCCAGUAGAUGUGUCUGCACUUUAGAGGUAAGAUAAGCAGUAUAUAUAUUUUUAAAGUAAUAUAAAUUUAACAACAUUUCUGGGCUUAUAUUACGGAAAAAUAAAAAUUUAAAUGAGUACUACUUUAAA